CCGAGUCUGGGCGGCCUGAGGGGCUCGGAGACUCCGGGGGAGGGAGACCGCAACAGCAUGGCGGCCGGGUAUGAGCUGCCCAACCUUCCUCUCCCUCUCUGUCGCCGCCGCCGCCGCCGGAGUCGCCGGGACCCUUCGGUCUGCGUGUGCCAGUUGUAAGGCCGCUGCCCGCCCGUCAGCCCUCCGGUCCACCGGCCCUCCUUCCUCUACCGUCACUGCCAGCCCGAGGGUCGGGCUGGCGAGUAACUCCUACUCCUACCCCACCCACCCGUCCGCCGGCCCGGGAUCAUGGAGGACGUGAAGCUGGAGUUCCCCUCGCUCCCACAGUGCAAAGAAGACGCCGAGGAGUGGACCUACCCUAUGAGACGAGAGAUGCAGGAAAUUUUACCUGGAUUGUUUUUAGGCCCGUAUUCUUCUGCUAUGAAAAGCAAGCUGCCUAUACUACAGAAACAUGGAAUAACCCAUAUCAUAUGCAUAAGACAAAAUAUUGAAGCAAACUUUAUUAAACCAAACUUUCAACAAUUAUUUAGAUACUUAGUCUUGGAUAUUGCAGAUAAUCCAGUUGAAAAUAUAAUACGUUUUUUCCCCAUGACUAAAGAAUUUAUUGAUGGGAGCUUACAAACUGGAGGAAAAGUUCUUGUUCAUGGAAAUGCAGGGAUCUCCAGGAGUGCUGCCUUUGUUAUUGCAUACAUUAUGGAAACAUUUGGAAUGAAGUACAGAGAUGCAUUUGCUUAUGUUCAAGAAAGAAGAUUUUGUAUUAAUCCUAAUGCUGGAUUUGUCCAUCAACUUCAGGAAUAUGAAGCCAUCUACCUAGCAAAAUUAACAAUACAGAUGAUGUCACCACUCCAGAUAGAAAGGUCAUUAUCUGUCCAUUCUGGUACCACAGGCAGUUUGAAGAGAACACAUGAAGAAGAUGAUGAUUUUGGAAGCAUGCAAGUGGCGACUGCACAGAAUGGCUGACUCAAGAGCAACAUAGAGGAUGUGAAUUUCUCUUUGGGAAGGAGAAAACACUAGAGACAAUAAUAAUGUAAAAUGGUAAAAACACAAGUACUUUCUUUUCAAUUAUAUGUUGCUUCCAGAUGUUUCUCUACAACUUGUUAAGCAACAUUUUAAGAUGUUGGAUUCCUGCAAUAGAUGGCACUGAUGGUUUUACUCCUUUCUUUCUUUUUUUCUUUUUUUUUUUUUUUUAACAUUUUACAGUUUUAUUAUAAACUAAGAAUUUUGGACUUGCAAAGAGGUAUUAUUGCAAUAAUGCACUUUUCAUACUUGAAAUUUAUUUGUACGAUAUAAAGUUACUACUUUAAACAAAAUGCAAGUUUUAGGGGAUUUGUUUAUAAAUCUGGGUAAUUUAUAACUAAAGAAUUUCCUAAAGUUUGCUAAAAAUUCAUUUUGUGUUCUAUAUAUUACAAUUAAAAAAUAAUUUUACAGUUCAAUUUUAUGUUGGAGCCUCUUACAGAAACAUUAAGAAAUGCAGGAACCUGUCACGUUUAUUCUUAGGAUAAUUAAAUAGCUUAAUUACCCUUUUCUUUUUUUUAAACUUCUUGAUCACUUAUCACUAACCUUUAAAUCAUGACAUUAGCCAACUAUCCUUACUUUAAAUGAUCCAAGUAUUGCUUCCUUUCCUAUUAUCUUCCUAAUUUGUUUAAUCUAUAGGGGAAAAAAAGUUUAAUGAACUAAAGAUGCUUUGCUUUACAAUACCGGAUGCUCAAAAACAAGGAGAGUUUUAGAUUUUCAAGUGACUUUCCUUUUUGCAUUUCUUAAAAGCCAAAUGUGUUGUUCCUUUUAGUGUUGCUUAGCCUGUUUUUCUUUGUCCAAAUGGUUCUAAAUAGAAUAUAAUAAACCAAUGUAGCACUAUUUUUUUUUCUAAAUGAAGCCCAAAAAGGAAAAGUGCCUUGCAUCAUUAAAAAGAAUAAAAAUAAAUUCUCAUGACCUCUAAAUUAGCAUAUAGAACAAGGAAAAGUUUUUAACAUUUUUCUGUAUUUUUUUUAACCCACAAAUUAGUUUAAACUGAAAGUCUGACGCUUAAGGAAACCUCAGUAAAUAAUUUGGAAAUAUUUACUCCUUUAUUUUGUUUAUUUUAUUGUAUUAGUGAUUCGUUGAGGUUGUUCUGGCUGAGACAGAAGCUUUUCUUUGAAGAUGCAUUUAUUGGGGAAAGUGAUUUGUGGGAUACUUUAGUGUAUUUUAAAUUCGUGUUUUAAUCUGUUCUUUACAUUGAAUUAGUCCAAAUUUGUCCCAUAAUUUGCAUUAGCAAAGUCACUUUAUGGACCUGUUUCUUCUUAUUUUUAUUUAUAUUUAUAAAAAUUGUUCUGAGAAAAACAUUUUUGCUAUUUUAAGUAUGAUGUGAGGGAGGAGAGGAGUGUUUUAACUUUUUAUAGUUGAUGAUUUAGGUUAGCACAAACAAAACUCCUUUCUAUCUCACUUUUCUCGGUCCUCUCUUGAGGUGCUUUACUUAUGGGGAUGAUUUCCAUACGUUCCCUUGGUACCAAGAGGUACUAUGCAGGGUAACAUUACACCACGUUACUUGCUUGGCCUUCCUCCCUAAAAUGUAAUAAUACAGUUAAAGCUUGUUUUAUCCAGCAUAGGAGUGUAGACAUGAAUUAAAAUUGCUUUGUUAAUAAGAGUUAAUUCCUGUUGACCCAGGUGAUAUUCCUCUUCCGAUUUCCCUUCCCUUUCUCUAUUUUACAACCCUGAAAACAACAUAUUGUUAAUUCCUCUGUGGUCUGUAUUCUGUUGUGUGAUUAGGUCAUUUGGUGUGGUUGGCUAGUUGAGUCAAGAUUUUCAUUGAAUGUUCAGAAAUGCCAGUUGGUAAAGUGCCAGAUAACACAGCUUUCCUGUAAAUAGAUCACUAUUGGUAAAUCAGCAAAGAUCUCUCUUGUAAUCUAAUAAUAUAUGAUGCUUCAUUCAGCAGAAAUUCUGCUCAAAAGAAUCUUCAUACUAGUACAUGUAGAUUUUAAAAAUGAGGUAAAGAUUUUAAAAAUUAGUUUAGUAAGUAUACAUAUCCUCUCUAGCAGUUGGGUCAAAAAAUACAGAUUUGGUUAUGUAUUAAUUUAUAGCUGGUAAUUUUCCACUUUUUCUAACCACUAUAAUUUUUAUGUUGUCACUAAAGUGCCUGCCCAGCACUGUUCAUUAAAGACUGUCUAUCACAAACACUAGCAAAAGGGACUUUCAUGAGUACAAUAUUAAUGUGGACAAAGUGAUGUUUAUUCUUUCUUUCAUAUAAGAACAUUGCAAAUUUGUUUUAUCUUGGAUCUGUUCUUCCACCCAAUGUUCAACUAGUUCUUCUGGUAGCUCUUCCUAGUCUUCCUUCUAUUUGGUUCCAUUUCUGUAAUUUUAUUUCUACUGAUGUUGUGUGAUAGUUAACUAUAAUACAUUUAACCAAUCAUGAUUUAUUUUCUAGAAUAUUUGAAUAAUGUACAAGUGGUGUAGUAUCCAAUUUUUAAACAUUAAAUAUGUAAUCUGGGCAAAGAAUUUAAAGUGAAAUUGCAUUAAAAUACAGGACAACUGUUUUUUAUUGUCCAUUUUGAAAGUGUGAAACUUAAAUAUUGAAAAUAUUCAAACUGGAAUGGCAGUAUUCUUACCUUCUAACUUCAGUUAAUUGGUUCAUAUUAUUUUAUCUAUUAGAUGUUUUAAAUAGCAAUUACUUUUGUUUAUUUGUAUCUACUCUAUGGUAGAAAUGUUAAAUCGUGAUAACUUUUGCUACGAACUCUCAACCACUUAAAAUUUUUAGAGCAGAAUAUAUGUUUCGGGGGGAUUUUGUGCUUCACCUGAAUUUAGAAGUAAUGUCAGAAAAUGUUAAGCAUGUCCUUUUUUAGAAAAUACAAGGUUUCCAAAUGUCUUAUUACCAUGGUAAUUCAAGUGAAUUAGAAGUAUUUAACGGCAAUCUUGAAUUAUAAAGUUGGGGUGCAUAUAUAUGCAUAUAUAUCAGGAUCUCAACUGAUGUAAAGUAAAUGAGCAGUUACCUAGUGGGUUUUUUUUCAAUAACUGGCUUAACCGACACUUCCACAACAAAUAGCUUCACUUCAGUAUUUUCUUUAUCAUUGUCCAUUUAACAAUGCUCCAAAAAUGAAAUGCUAGGAAAUAGCUGAGAUUAAAAGAUUUUAUUUUUUGCUCAGAAAAAUGUUUCUAGGGUCUUUGAAUGCUGGAUUUUAUCAUUAUUAUUAUUAUUAUUUUUGGUCUUACCCAUCCAUGGCAGCUAAAAAAAAAAUCACUCAAAAUAUUCAGGUUUACAUGUUAGCUCUCUUUGUAGGGAGUUGCCAUACCUCACAGUUCCAACUGUAUACUAUAAAUCAGUAACAUUAUACUGACAUGUAAUUGCAAUUUACUAUGCAGCAAAAAUUCAAGAAAAAUAACCUACAGUGUCUACUUACCUUUGUAUAGGCAAUUGCUUAAGUUACUCUGCUUUUAACAUUUGUACUUAGACAAAAUGCUUAUGUAUGUAUAGGAAUGUCACAGUGCAAGAUGCUGCUAGCUCAGACACAAAGUAUUAAAAUUAUUUUGUGAAGAUUUGUGGUUGUAUUAAAACUGUUG
This is a messenger RNA of Molossus molossus (Pallas's mastiff bat), 4527 nucleotides long. RefSeq names its product serine/threonine/tyrosine interacting protein (gene STYX). NCBI's taxonomy places the organism in Eukaryota, Metazoa, Chordata, Mammalia, Chiroptera, Molossidae. The record is from RefSeq and is a predicted model, not a curated record. The coding region runs from base 289 to 960 and encodes 223 amino acids. Gene Ontology annotation, cellular component: nucleoplasm; cytoplasm. The transcript is spliced from 11 exons. Gene Ontology annotation, biological process: negative regulation of SCF-dependent proteasomal ubiquitin-dependent catabolic process; regulation of ERK1 and ERK2 cascade; protein dephosphorylation. Gene Ontology annotation, molecular function: F-box domain binding; protein tyrosine/serine/threonine phosphatase activity.